Lobosporangium transversale is the source of this 1984-nucleotide messenger RNA. RefSeq lists its product as hypothetical. Lineage: Eukaryota; Fungi; Mortierellomycota; Mortierellomycetes; Mortierellales; Mortierellaceae. The coding region runs from base 113 to 1930 and encodes 605 amino acids. The transcript has a single exon. The record is from RefSeq and is a predicted model, not a curated record.
UUUCUUCUUUUCUUCAUUCUCAUUCUAUCAUUUUUCCCUUGCUCGCACGCCAUUUGCUGCUUUUGCGCACAGUCUUUAAUUCACCACCCUUCUUGACACACUACUACAUACUAUGGCUUCUACACAAACUACCACCACAGUGACGAGUCAUGCUUCACCCAUUUUGCCUCUUAACCAUAUGCAUCUGCAAGAGCACCCACAGCACGAGUCAAUAUCACCUAUGUUUGUUGAAGAUGGCAAUUUUACAAUGGAACCAACAGAUGUUACUAUCAAGACUAAUAUUGACCCCCACAAAGAAACCACGACCACCAUAACUAUCGUCCAUCUUCCGUUCCAAGUUUCUCGCCAAUGUCAACCGCCUAAAGUUAUCUCAUGGAUGAAAUCCGACAAGCCAAAGCGGCCAACACCUGUUUCAACACAUCAGUCUGGUCGCCAUCGCAGCCAGAGUAGUCCUGCAAAGUUACAACAUAUCUUUCCAUUCCUAAGUAAACGUAGACGUAAGACGGAUGCUGCUAUCAAGAAGGGAGAUCGGGCAGUGACAUUGUUUUCGAUCCAAGUGACAGUUCUGGGGAAAGUAGUUGUAUCUCCAACAUCACCUACUACGUCCUCCUCUCCAGCAGAGUCAAAAAUGGAGAAUGAUAUAGAGCCCACAAAGACCGUGCCUGCUUGCUUAAAUAAAGCCGAGACGACAUCUUAUGUGAUCCACAGAACAUUCGAGGACUUUGAACGAUUAUCAGAGACAGUACUCCGUUUGGAACACAAGUUGCAAACUCAUCACCAUUACCAUCAUCUUCAUUCCCAUCAUCAAAAAGAUGAGGUGUCUGAAAGCGAGAAUGCAGGACUCAUAGAGGCUGCUCCAUCCUUGACAGCACUUCAUGUCCAUCACCCUCAUCCAGGGCUCUAUCAGAUGUUAUUGAAGCAAAUUUCAAAUGUGAAAGCCAAUCAACGCGCAUUUGAUGCUUCUUCUACAACACAUGGCUUUGAUGAAGAGGGAGCAUUCGAAAGGAUCUUGGAAUUGAAUGAAUACCUUGAAAAGGUAUGGUAUUGGCUCUUGCCGGAGAAUACUCCCCCGCAACUCGAUCUUUCGAUAGAGCAACAGGAAAUUAUGCAGUGGCUCAAGCCUUUACCCCAGAGCGUUCAUCAAGAUGGACGUCAGAUGAGGGAACGAUCAGAGCAAGAGAAGAAGAAGGAACAACCACAAAUCCUACUACCGCAAGGAUCGAUGUCAUCGAUGCGUAAGAAAAAGAGUCAGGAGCAGGAACUAAGCAAAAAGAGAGAGGCAAAGCAAUCACAGCUAUCAGUAAUAUCAGACGAUCUUAGACAUGUAGAAUCGAGUUCUGAACGGCCGUCGUCAAUAUCGUCAAGAUCAUCCCGCUCCUCGACCUCUUCAUCCUCUUCCGCUUCGUCUGCUACUUCUGCGUCUAUAUCGCCGGCCAUACUUAAGAUCGAUCAGGGAAGUACUCACGACCUUGAUCUUCAUGACUCUACGUUCACAUCUUCACCCACCGCACUCAGUCCAUCUGGUUCCGAGUCUGAUUCAAAUAAAGGGAAAAUGGCUUCUGACUAUGGGUCUAUUAAAGUUGCCGAGGGCGAAGAACCGAGUCUAGAGGAACACUCUGCUCCUGCUACAAUGGCAAAACGAGGAAAUCUUUAUCAGCGGCGACGAGAUAACUCUGAUCCUUUGUCAUCUAUCAAAUUAAAUAGACGUAUUUCCCUCAGCAAUGUUGUUCGAUCACUGACGUCUCCAUUGAAUCACCGCCAUCAAUCUUCUCGUCAGCCCAUGUUUGAAUUAACACGGUCGUACAAGAAUGGAAGGUUUUCACCGUCGGCCUCUGCAUCUGAACCCACGAGUCCCACACGGAAAAGUUCAUUUAAGGACGAAAUCAUUAUUUGGAAUAUGGUAACAACCAAAAAUCAUCCAACACAUUAGAGCGACAAAUACAUUAAAUACAAUACAGAAAUAAAAAAUAAAAAAUAGAUGUCC